AGUCCAGUUUCAUGCAACCACUUUGAUUUAGAAUGUAAAGGGAAUCAAACCCACGCCGAUUGUUCCGGCCUAGGGUUGGCUGAGAUUCCGUCCCAUCUGUCCCCUGACCUCUGUUUACUGGAUCUCUCAAACAACAGUCUGACCACCAUCCCGGCCCACGCGUUUCAAAUGUACCCGAAAUUAAAAUUUCUUUUCAUCAGAUUCAACAAAAUUGUAAAGUUAUCCAAUUUUUCAUUCGCCACACUGCCUGCCCUCGACACUUUAGAUCUGCACGGAAAUUGGCUUGAAAUGACGUCAUCGGCGUUCCCGGCGGAUGCGUUCAGCUCAUUGGUGUCACUACAGUUACUUAGGAUCAACAGGAACAAUCCGAUCCUUAACAAGACCGGACACGUGUACCCUGACGACGCGCUGUCCAAACUGGUCAGCCUGACGCACCUGUACAUGGAUGGCAUCGAAGUGACCGAGGCCACGCCUUUCGGAUCAGGUUUCCUCAGUCUGAAAAAGCUGGGCUACUUAUCGCUCUCUGGCUCUAACAAUGGCUACUGCUACAUGAAACGUCUUUACAACAACACGUUUGAGAACCUCGGACAUUUGUACGACCUUGACCUACAGGGUUGUGGGUUACAAGGAGACCUUAUCGAGGCAGGCGCAUUCAGUCCGCUGACAAAUCUGACCACGCUGAGCCUCAUAUCCAAUGACAACAUUAAUAUUGACGGUCUUCCCGCGAUAUUCUAUGGCCUGCGAAACGCCUUGAAUUUGCGCCGCUUCCUUUUGAAUCAAAUCGUUCACAGAUACUCUCUAAGCAUCUGUCUAGACGGUUCCUACCUUCAACACUUUCCCAAACACUUGAACUACUUCGAAGCGAGAGAGAACAGGCUGGAAGGAAUAGACCGACACGUCGUCGAUCAACUGUCACCGUCUCUAGAAACGCUGGAUAUCAGCGGGAAUAAAUUUGUCUUUGGAACGUAUCUCAAGGACAUUCAUAAAAUGAAAAGUCUUAAAAGGGUCAUGAUCAACAGUGCCACGAUUGACUUCCCAAUACCGAUCGUUUACCCGUCAACUGGACAUGAUGUUAAGAACUCAACUUGCAAUCUGUACGAAUAUCGCGAAACUGACGUCCAAGAUGAUACAUUUAUAAUCAGGCUUCCGCCAAAGUUAGAACGAAUUCAAAUGAAUGACGCAGGCUUGAAUUAUCUCUUCACGAAGAUGCACUUUGACCCAGAUAACAGUCUCCAAGUACUGAGCCUCAGAGAGAACCACUUCCCAUCUCUUUGGGGACCAAUUUAUGGAUUAAAUAAGCUGACCUUCCUGGAUCUUUCGUUCUGCUUCAUAGCUCAUAUUUCACCAGAGUUUUUUCAAAACAUGACAUCACUGGAGGUACUGCUCUUACAAGGAAAUCCAUUGGGGGACUUUUUCGCCGACCCCAGCAGCGCAGGGGUUUUCUCACAUCUCACAAAUUUAAACACUUUGAAUAUGUCUUUCAGCAACAUCUACCUUCUACCAGAAGCAUUAUUGUCGCAAAUGAAAAAUCUUCAAAAGUUGUCCCUGGAUCGGAAUCGUCUGGAAUCCUUCACUUUGUCGAUUUCAGCAGCGACUACUUUAGAGUUGCUGAACCUGAGCGACACACACAUUUCAACACUUCCAUUACAAACGCGUCAGCACAUUGACUGGUUGAUCAGCCGAAACGUCACAACGAAAAUCUACAUGGCCGACGCUCCGAUUUCGUGCGACUGCCAGAACUAUGACUUUAUGAACUGGAUGGCUCAAUCUCCGGCUUUUGCUAGAAACUUCAAAGGCUACACGUGCGUGUUCCCGGACUUCUCCACGAUCAAUCUGGCCACUGACAUUAACGAGACGGUCACUUACCUCAACAGGAAAUGCUCGUCACACUCCGUUCUAUUUUUUGUCGUGGGCUCGUGCACUGCUGUGGUGUUCGGUCUCAUCAUCUGCGUCAUCGUGUAUCGCUUCCGUUGGAAUCUGAAGUACUUGUAUUACGGGGCUUACGUCCUCUUUCAGGGGAAGAAGCGGGACGCUAGACAACACGAGUUCACUUACGACGCUUUCAUUUGCUACGCCGAGGAAGACUUCCGGUUCGUGAGGGACACGCUUCGCGUUGAGCUCGCCGGAAGGGGGCUGAAAAUAUUCAUCCACACGGAAGAUUUCACGUCCGGCGAGUUCAUCUCGUCCAACAUCGUCCGGGCCGUGAACGUGAGCAGGAAGACCGUCGUGGUGCUGACCAAGGAACUCCUGGAGAGCCACUGGUGCUCGUUCGAGGUCGAGAUGGCGAGAAUGGAGUCGGUGUACACGGGGAGACAAGUGCUGGUGUUCGUCCUCAUGGAGGAGAUCCCGAAGAGCCGGCUGGGGAGAGAGUUGCUGUACUGUAUCAAGAAUAACACGUACAUGGAGUAUCCCGGGGAGAGGGCCAGCACGGCUCAGAUGCAAGUGUGGUGGGACAAGCUGGCCAAGGAUAUUAAAAUUUAA
This is a messenger RNA of Lymnaea stagnalis (great pond snail), 2481 nucleotides long. Lineage: Eukaryota; Metazoa; Mollusca; Gastropoda; Lymnaeidae. The record is from the annotation of a GenBank genome assembly.